Messenger RNA from Peromyscus californicus insignis, 2896 nucleotides. It is a transcript of the gene Rbpjl, whose product is annotated as recombination signal binding protein for immunoglobulin kappa J region like. Gene Ontology annotation, molecular function: DNA-binding transcription activator activity, RNA polymerase II-specific; RNA polymerase II cis-regulatory region sequence-specific DNA binding. Lineage: Eukaryota; Metazoa; Chordata; Mammalia; Rodentia; Cricetidae. The record is from RefSeq and is a predicted model, not a curated record. The transcript is spliced from 12 exons. Gene Ontology annotation, cellular component: nucleus. The coding region runs from base 1190 to 2731 and encodes 513 amino acids. Gene Ontology annotation, biological process: regulation of transcription by RNA polymerase II.
AGCAACAGUUUCCACCUCUCUCUUAUUCCAGGGGGUGUGCACUUUGCUUCCUUGUAUGUUAAAAACGUCUUGCAGGCAUGGUUGAACACUCAGGAGGCAAAGGCAGGCAGAUCUCUGUGAGUUCAGGGCCAGCCUGGUCUACAUAGCCAGUUCCAGGCCAGCCAGAGCUACAUAGUGAGACCCUGCCUCGAAACAAAAGUCAUAUAAUCAUUUUUUAAUGUCACCAUUCUGGAAUUGAUGAAAUUCACAGAAGAGUCUUAGUAGAAAAUGACAUUUUGCAGAACUACAGGACACCAAGUAAACAAAGAGUAGACAAAAACAUACAAUUCAAAAGGGGAUAAACGCCUUUAUAAAAAGAUGUUUUACAUGGACUUUUUUUGUUGUGUGUGCAUGCACACACUACGACACACACGUGUGGAGGUCAAAGGGCAGUUCGCUGAAGUCGGCUCUCUCCUUCCAUUGUGCAGGUCCCAGGAUUAGGUGGUACUGAACUCCGGCGGUCAGUCUUGACAGUAACCAUCUUUACCCAUGAGCUACCCUGCUGGUCCCCAAAAGAAGCCUUUUCUAAAUACCAACCAGGUACAGCGUUAAAUGCGCUCAUUCCAUGUGGCAUUAACUCUCUACCCAGUUCUGACACUCACGGCUGUUGCUGGCCUGGUUGUACCUAUUCAGAAAUAGAGGCUUAAAAAAACUAAAUCCUGCUGGCCAACCUCUGGUAGCAAGCAGGAAAGUGGCCACACCGUGAUCUAAUCCUGUCUGUCUGGCCUGUGAGUCAGCCAAGGUGCCCCAUACUCUCUUCUUCUGCAGAGAAAAGCUAUUCCCCACCUCCUCCCCCACCCCCUGAGAAGAGCAGCCCUUUGGGUUCUAGGGUCUCCUGGUAAGCCAGUGAGUGGGCCAUGAACAAGGACCCCCUCAACGUCUUUGUUACCUGCCUGCUCUUAGGAGAGGCCGCCAGGGGGCGCCUUCCGGGUCUGGCUUCUACAGCCGUGGGAAGCCCACAUCCGCCCAGCAGGUGUCCCUGCCCAGAGCAAACAGGCGGCUGGGGAGCCCCGGGACCUUGAAGAUAAGGCUUGGAUGAAAUAUAUCCAGUGCGAGCGUUGAAGGCAGAGGUGUGGAGGGUACCGAAGACAGUGGUACUAGCCGUGCCCAGAGGGCAGCGAGAGAGAGGCUGGGGCCUCGACCAGCGGCCAUGGACCCCAUGGGGACAACAGACCCCUCGGUGCCCCCGGGCCCUUUGACUCACCUGAGCCUGCGGGACAGCUCAGAGGCGCGGCUACAGAGCGACGGGCCAAGCCUCCUGGGGAGUUGGACCAGGUCACCCCCAGAGCAUGCCACCAUCCUGAGGGAAGGUGUGCGGACGUGCCUGCAGCAAAGAUGUGAGCAGACUGUGUGGAUCCUGCAUGCCAAGGUGGCUCAGAAAUCCUAUGGAAAUGAGAAGCGGUUCUUCUGCCCUCCGCCCUGUGUCUACCUCGCCGGUCCUGGCUGGAGGGUGAAACCAGUGCAAGACCAAGCCCACCAAUCUGUGGAGACCGGGCCCACCGUCUGCGGUUACAUGGGACUGGACGGAGCGUCCAGCAGCACUCCCGAGACGCAGAAGUUGAAUUUCGAAGAGCAGCCGGACUCAAGGGAAUUUGGUUGUGCUAAGACCCUGUACAUCUCCGACGCCGACAAGAGGAAGCACUUCCGGCUAGUGCUGCGGCUUGUGCUGCGAGGAGGCCGGGAGCUGGGCACCUUUCACAGUCGCCUCAUCAAGGUGAUCUCCAAGCCCUCACAGAAGAAGCAGUCGCUGAAAAACACAGACCUGUGCAUCUCCUCGGGCUCAAAGGUCUCCCUUUUCAACCGCCUGCGCUCCCAGACAGUGUCCACACGCUACCUCUCUGUGGAAGAUGGAGCCUUUGUGGCCAGCGCAAGACAGUGGGCUGCCUUCACACUCCACCUGGCUGAUGAGCGCUGUUCCCAAGGGGACUUCCCACCUCAAGAAGGUUACAUCCGCUAUGGCUCCCUGGUGCAGCUUGUCUGUACGGUCACGGGCGUCACACUGCCUCCUAUGAUCAUCCGCAAAGUAGCCAAGCAGUGUGCCCUCCUUGACGUGGACGAACCCAUAUCCCAGCUACACAAGUGCGCAUUCCAGUUUCCAGGUGAUACUCCAGGAGGGGGUGGCACCUACUUAUGCCUUGCCACAGAGAAGGUGGUGCAAUUCCAGGCUUCCCUGUGUCCCAAGGAGGCUAACAGGGCACUGCUCAACGACAGCUCUUGCUGGACCAUCAUUGGCACCGAGUCGGUGGAGUUCUCCUUCAGCACCAGCCUGGCCUGUACUAGGGAACCUGUCACUCCAGUGCCCCUCAUCAGCACUCUGGAGCUGAGCGGCGGUGGUGAUGUAGCCACGCUGGAGCUGCACGGAGAGAAUUUCCACGCUGGGCUCAAGGUGUGGUUUGGAGAUGUGGAGGCGGAAACCAUGUACAGGAGCCCGCGGUCCUUGGUGUGCGUGGUGCCAGACGUGGCGGCCUUCGGCAGCGACUGGCGUUGGCUGCGCACUCCCAUCACCGUGCCCGUGAGCCUGCUGCGUGCAGAUGCGCUCUUCUACCCCAGCGCCUUCUCUUUCACCUACACCCCGGAAUACACCGCGCGGCUGCCCAACGCGCACGAGCCCGCCCCUGAUGCAGAUGCGCUGCUUGAGAGCAUUCACCACGAGUUCACGCGCACCAACUUCCACCUCUUCUGCCCCAGCUAGGCACCGCCACCUGUGACAGAUGCCCACCCGCAGCUGUCCCUGGAAGGGGGUGGAUGUAUAUUCGACUUCCUUGUCCCAUUACUAUGACAGGGCAAGAGGGAGGGAGAUUUCUCACCUGUCCUCAGACAUAUGGGAACUGUCAAUCAUGAGUGAUGUUCUAAUGUC